AUGGCAACUGAAUCUCCUGCUAAUAUCAUCGGUUCACUCACCUUUUGUCCUGAGUGCGGUAACCUUUUGGAUAUGGCAGGUGGCGACGACGAUAUUUUAUUAUGUAAUCAAUGUAGCUGUGCAUUUAGAACAGCCGGUGUCGAAGCCACAGAAGUCAUCACCACUUCAUCUGAACGUUCUUUCCAAUCAGCUUUGAAAUCCAAGCGUCAUUUAGUCCAACAAAGCAAGGAAAACAAGCAAGCCAGAGCUAUUAUCAAAGAAAAAUGCCCCUCUUGUGGUCAUCAUGAAAUGGAAUACCACACUAUGCAAUUGCGCUCUGCUGAUGAAGGUCAAACAGUCUUUUACAACUGUAAAAAAUGCGGUUACAAAUACUCUGUCAACAAUUAG
Molecule: messenger RNA, 387 nt
Organism: Mucor velutinosus
Lineage: Eukaryota; Fungi; Mucoromycota; Mucoromycetes; Mucorales; Mucoraceae
Product: Threonine aldolase
Exons: 3
Coding region: 1-387 (128 amino acids)
Biological process (GO): DNA-templated transcription; termination of RNA polymerase I transcription
Cellular component (GO): RNA polymerase I complex
Molecular function (GO): nucleic acid binding; zinc ion binding
Source: RefSeq, a predicted model, not a curated record